AUGGAGAACGGGGAGCUGUCCGUUAUCCUGACUUCGGAUGAGAUGAUAUCAGACAUCCGGGACGCCUCAACUCGAUGCAAGGCAUUAUUACACGGUCUGUCAAAGGACGGCAACACCAACGCCGCUGAGGCAAGAGAGGAAAUGGCGAGCUUUAAUAUAUGGGUUGCGGAUAUGGAAAAGAUCUCCAAAGGAGAGGGUGAUGAAGAAGAGAGCCAACACGACAGCAAAUCCGAUUGCUCUUCAGAUCGGUCCUCCUCUCCGUGCAAGCUACUCUCAUCAUCAUCUGAAGAAUCUGAAGACGACGAAGUACCAGGCCCCUGGACUUCUGUUCAGACCCUCAUGACCACUCUUCGUCAGAUGGCCGUCAUGGUUCGUCGAGUUGGAAAUGAUCAUCGCCAGGAACGAACUGAAAAGUUCAAGAAUCUGCCUCGCAACGAAGAACUGUAUGAGUCGUUUGAGAAAUGUGCAAAGCAAAAGGUCGAUCAUCUCUUUCCCAAAGCUAGUGCAGCACUCCAGAAGCGCAUAGCUCAGGUAAUUGCAAGACGCCAAAUCUGGUUUGUUUGUCUCGAAGAGCAUCAACAGAAGACUUCAAGACGAGGUGAACCGGUGCCAGCGUUGCAACAAAAAGAGCCGGAGUCCAUGGAAGAGAAGAGCGCUCAAGAAACAUUGCCGAUUGAGCAUCAAAGAACGACGGACGGUAUGGCUCCCUUCACACGUAAAUGGAACCCCAACGCCCAACCAAGCGUGACACAGUCAGUCACGAUGAUGACUACUACCGAGCCAGACACGGAAAAUCUUCAACCAUCCCAGAACGAGCGUGCGGCAUCCACCACAUCCGUGAAUGUUUCGACGGGAACUCUUUCCUCGAUGCCAAAUCUGGAACAAGCCAGUGGACCAAGAGAAUGGAGUAUCCACGACUUCGGGCCUUUCUUCUGCGUAAAUGAAACCUGUUCCUCACCGAUCAAUUGUGGCGAUACAUAUGAUGACUGGCUCGCGCAUAUGCGUAAGAGGCACACAAGACCAGAAUGGUAUUGCUGGUACUGUCAAGACUCCUCCUCUUCUGGAAACUUUUCGACUCCGGGAGAUUUAGAAAGCCACCUCACAGAUUUCCACGGAGAUGUUCUUUCCAAAGAACUUCGUCCUACCGCCGUCAAUCAUUCUAAGGUGUACGGUCAAACACUUUUUCAAGAGUGUCCCUUUUGCGGCGAAUUUCCAUCAGAAAUUGCCAAAGAAAACUUAGACCGAGAGGGCCGUGAGAUGUACGAAGCUUUGGAGAAACAUGUCGGGGAUCAUUUCGUCUCGGUGUCCUUGAUUCGGCUCCCAUUUAAAUCGGGAGAAGAGUUAGCCGGCGAAUAGGACGACACACAAUUGGAAGCCAAGAGAAAUGAUAGCAGCGACCAUGAAAUCGAUGGAAAGAGGUGGCAUCUAUGAAAGAAAAAGUUCGGACGAUGCCCGCAAUUGCGCAAAUAGUUCUGCCUUGGCCUGCUCAAGUGUUCAAUGUUGAGUUUUACGCGUGGUCAGCUUAUGUAUGUAC
This is a messenger RNA of Trichoderma harzianum CBS 226.95, 1534 nucleotides long. RefSeq lists its product as hypothetical. Lineage: Eukaryota; Fungi; Ascomycota; Sordariomycetes; Hypocreales; Hypocreaceae. The transcript has 3 exons. The record is from RefSeq and is a predicted model, not a curated record. The coding region runs from base 1 to 1356 and encodes 451 amino acids.